This is a messenger RNA of Durio zibethinus, 1701 nucleotides long. RefSeq names its product ataurora1 (gene AUR1). Gene Ontology annotation, biological process: protein phosphorylation. Gene Ontology annotation, molecular function: ATP binding; protein kinase activity. The record is from RefSeq and is a predicted model, not a curated record. Lineage: Eukaryota; Viridiplantae; Streptophyta; Magnoliopsida; Malvales; Malvaceae.
UGAGAUGAAUGGAAUGGAUAUUAAGUGUGCAUGACACAGCACAGGACCAUCCAUUUUUGGGAAGAUUUUUCGAUCCAAAAUCUAUAGAAUUUUUCUGUAGUUAGCAAUGGGCCUAAAUUCUUUAAUACUAUUCAGACAUAAGCUUUUUCAAUUUCAGGUGGGACAAAUAUCUUAGCCAUCUAUCAUUCAGGGGCCCAAGCAUCUGUUCUCAACAGGUAGGAUCCAGAUAUCCAACUGACUUACUUGGCCCAUGAGUUGAAAACACAUAAGCCCAUUUCCAUGAGACGGGACAAGCAUGUGACUCUAGCCUCUUCUCUCACCAGAGAGACGCUCCUCCCCACAUCUCAAAAAGGGGAAAUUUUGAAAAACCGUUCCACGUGGCACACGGUACAAAUUCGACCGUUGCGAGUGGGGUUCCUCCGAUCCCUCCAUAACUCCUCUUUUCUUUUUGUCUCUUCUCUCUUCUUCUCCCUCAAAUAAUAGUACUCGUCGGUCUUUUUCUCUCUCGCCCUCUCCCUUCUCCCUCUCCCUCCCAAAAAAAAACUUGUUCCCUUUUUUUUUUCUCAAAAAUGGCGAUCGCUGAGACCAAUCCCCAACAACAAGAGAUGGUUUCUUCAGAGGCUUCAGCAGGUGAAAAGAAAAGAUGGACGCUUCGCGAUUUUGACAUUGGAAAGCCUCUUGGACGAGGAAAAUUUGGUCACGUUUAUUUAGCUAGAGAAAAGAGGAGUAAUCAUAUCGUGGCACUCAAGGUUCUUUUUAAAAGCCAACUACAACAAUCUCAAGUUGAACAUCAGCUACGUCGUGAAGUGGAAAUACAAAGCCACCUGCGCCAUCCCAAUAUAUUGAGGCUUUAUGGUUAUUUCUAUGAUCAGAAACGUGUUUAUCUGAUACUGGAGUAUGCAGCCAAAGGUGAACUUUACAAGGAACUGCAAAAGUGUAAAUACUUCAGUGAAAGACGGGCAGCUACUUAUGUUGCAUCUUUAGCUCGGGCACUCAUUUAUUGUCAUGGAAAGCAUGUAAUACACAGAGACAUCAAACCUGAGAACCUGUUAAUUGGUGCACAGGGUGAACUUAAGAUUGCAGAUUUUGGAUGGUCAGUGCACACAUUUAACCGCAGGCGGACUAUGUGUGGUACACUUGAUUAUCUCCCUCCCGAAAUGGUUGAAAGCGUAGAGCAUGAUGCUAGUGUAGAUAUCUGGAGCCUUGGUGUUUUGUGCUAUGAGUUUCUUUAUGGAGUCCCUCCUUUUGAGGCCAAGGAACACUCUGACACUUAUAGAAGGAUUGUACAAGUGGAUCUUAAGUUCCCUCCUAAACCGAUAGUUUCAUCUGCAGCUAAGGACCUCAUUAGUCAGAUGCUUGUUAAGGAUUCUUCCCAGCGCCUGCCACUACAUAAGCUUCUUGAGCACCCAUGGAUUGUUCAGAAUGCUGACCCAUCUGGCAUCUAUAGAGCUUAAGAUACAUCUAUAUUCUUUUUGUGAGGAUGAUUGUGCAAAGAUGGUUUCAAAUUAAAAAAUUUGCUACGUCCCCAAGCUUUGUAGGAAUAACAACUUGUUCCUUAAAUCCAUCGUAAUUCAUAUGUAUGUUAAAUUACUAUGAUUUGUUGUUUUGGCACGUGUAACAAUCCUUUUUGUGCUUUUGGUUGUUUGGAAUGGAAUCACGGAACUCCAAGAAUUCGAAAAUGACAAAUAAAUAGUGCCCAAA